Clarias gariepinus (North African catfish) is the source of this 2617-nucleotide messenger RNA. RefSeq names its product lymphoid enhancer-binding factor 1 (gene lef1). The record is from RefSeq and is a predicted model, not a curated record. Gene Ontology annotation, cellular component: beta-catenin-TCF complex. Gene Ontology annotation, biological process: canonical Wnt signaling pathway; regulation of transcription by RNA polymerase II. Bases 621 to 1697 code for a protein of 358 amino acids. Gene Ontology annotation, molecular function: DNA-binding transcription factor activity, RNA polymerase II-specific; RNA polymerase II cis-regulatory region sequence-specific DNA binding. Lineage: Eukaryota; Metazoa; Chordata; Actinopteri; Siluriformes; Clariidae. The transcript has 11 exons.
AUCUCUGCAUGCGCACCGCGGCUCCGCUCGCGCAGUGUGUGUGUGUGAGUCUCUCUGUGCGCACGAGUGUGUGAGCGAGCGUUGUUUUUAAAGAGAGGAAGAGAGCGCGUGUCUGUAAGUGUAUCCGAGUGGAUCAGCCCUGAGCCGGGGGUCGGGAUGGUACCGAUCAUUUAAACACUGCGCGAGCGGCAGGAGGAAGAAGAAUCCGAAGUUUGUUUUUGGAGAGCAGCGCGUUUAUACGGCGGUGUGUGUGUGUGUGUGUGUGUCUCACUCACUCUCAGACUGUGUGUUUGUUUGUUUUUUACUUUGAGAAGGACAUUUUAGUUUUCUGUGCUCAGGAGGAACUCCACGGGCCGCCUGGUGAGGGAGGGGUUCAUUCACAGAGGAGUCUUUACGCACGGGUUUUAAGUUCACUCCGGAGUGUCAGAGUAGUGAAGCGCAGGAGUGUGUGUGUGUGCGCGCGCGCAGGUUGGAGAGAGACACAGAGAGAGUGGGUGAAAAGUUUUUAUUUUUGUAUUAUUUUGCUCUAAGAAGGAUUUCCCGCUGCAGAGAGUCCUCCAGGAGACACACAGAGACUCAGUGAGACUCAGAGACUCAGUGAGACACAGUGAGACAGAGCCAUGCCGCAGCUGGCGGGUGGAGGAGGCGCGGGAGACCCGGAGCUCUGCGCCACGGAUGAGAUGAUCCCGUUCAAGGACGAGGGAGACCCGCAGAAGGAGCAGAGCUUCGCCGAGAUCACCAACUCCGAGGAGGAGGGAGACCUGGCCGAGCUCAAGUCCUCUCUGGUCAACGAAAGUGAAACGAGUCCCAACAGCAACAGCCACGACGCUGCUAGACAGUCACAAAUAACCCCAGACUCCUAUCAUGAAAAACACAGAGAACAUCCAGAUGAUGGAAAGCUCCAGGAUCUGUACAGUAAAGGCCAUGCUUACUCUGGUUACCCAAGUUACAUCAUGAUGACCAACAUGAACAACGAACCCUACAUGAACAAUGGCUCGCUCUCGCCUCCCAUGCCCAGAACGUCGAAUAAGGUUCCAGUGGUUCAGCCGUCCCACGCAGUUCACCCCCUCACACCUCUGAUCACCUACAGCGAUGAGCACUUUGCCCCCGGCCCUCACUCCGGUCACCACCCUCAGGACGCCAAAGGAAUGCAGAGGCAUCACCCCGGUCCAGACAUCACUAACUUCUACUCAGUUGGACAGAUGACCCCACCACUGGGCUGGUUCCCACAUCACAUGGUUCCAGGACCUCCCGGACCUCACGCCACGGGAAUCCCCCACCCUGCCAUCGUCAACCCACAAGUCAAACAUGAGCCUCCACACGAGACGGACCUGAUGCACAUGAAGCCUCAUCACGACCAGCGAAAGGAGCAGGAGCCCAAACGGCCUCACAUCAAGAAGCCGCUCAACGCCUUCAUGCUUUACAUGAAAGAGAUGCGCGCCAACGUCGUAGCCGAAUGCACGCUGAAGGAGAGCGCCGCCAUCAACCAGAUCCUGGGCAGAAGGUGGCACGCUUUAUCUCGGGAAGAGCAAGCGAAGUAUUAUGAAUUGGCCCGCAAGGAACGGCAGCUCCACAUGCAGUUAUACCCCGGCUGGUCUGCCAGAGACAAUUAUGGAAAGAAGAAGAAAAGAAAGAGGGAGAAGCUCCAGGAAUCAGCCUCAGACUUCCAUUUUCUGCAGGUACAGCCCAGAGAAUGAAAACGGCGUACAUCUGAGCAAUGGAGGAAAACGAACUGCUUUCUCCUCAUGCAAAUCAAAGCCAGCAGCUGCGGGGGCCCUUUUGGAGAUGGAAGCCUGUUAGAUGACCUCUGACCCCGUCUGCGACCUCUUGACUCCCCCUGCUGACCUCUUGGAGGGCUCCAGCUCUCGAGUGCGCUCCUCUGCUGUAGAGACACUGAACUGAAACCACAGACAAUCACUUCCCGCCUGGACCCGUUACUAUACAUACUGAUCGACACGGAUAUACAUACACACCUGGCCCUUCACAGAUAUGAACACACACACGCACACACACACACACACGCACACACACACACAGUUUGUUCAGGGUUUGUGUUGGUUUUAGCUUGUCACUCCCAAAGUCCAAGUUAUUGCACUGAUCAUGUCUUCACCCAACCGCACAAAUCACACACACACACACACACACACACACACACACACACACACACGUGCAGUGAGGGAAGAAAUCAAUCACACACCUGUCCACAUCCGUCCCCAAGUUAUUUUAAGUUAUUCAGCUUCGCGUUAUUCUGUAUGUACAGGUCAUCCCGAGCGCUGUCUCUCUCUCUGUGUCUCUCUCUCUGUCUCUGUGUCUCUCUCUCUCUCUCUCUGUCUCUCUCUCCACCCGGUGAUGUAGCAUUUCAGGGCCCGGUUUACAGGAGCGUUCUCUCCCAUCAGACGUCAGACGGACCAUCUUAUUCUCGACAAACAUUCUCUUAAGACUCUUAUAUUUCAGCGAGUGGGUGCGACAUUUAAAUAAAUAAAUAAAUAAAAAGGAUCUUAGGUUUGACUUUUAUGGGUUCAAGGUCAAUUUCGAAUGCUUUUCUUUUGUAUUUUAAAAUAUUAAUUUCAUCUCUCGGUGUAUAUUUUAAGUCAUUUUUUUAUCUUUAUUUUAUAUA